UUUGUUGUCUGUGAGGGGGAGAGAGAGAGAUUCUAUUAACGAUCCCGCCGUUCAAAAACCGGAGAGUAACCUCGCGCCGCCUCGAGAUCUCACCGGAAGAGUUUCGCCAUAGAAGCAAGAGAGUCCCAUCGAUUUUGAAAAAAAUUGCACUAAAUGGUGGUUGUUACAAGCGACGAUAGACUUGCUGGAGCUCUUCCGCAUGUUCAACCUAUGAGCGUUGCUAGUAAAAUGUGUGGGAACCAUCUCCCUGAAGCUGAAAAAUCCAGAGUUCACUUACCACAAACGAAUUGGUCGAAACAUGCCAACGCUUCUGAGUGUAUACCAUCGUCGAACAACUUUCUAAGCUCUACUAUGCUUUACUCUCUAGAAAGUCAAAAGCCUAGAAGAAGUAGAGAAACGGCUUCGAGGCCAAUUUACAACAUCAUCCCUGUAGAUGUGCAGACUUCGGCACACCAACAUAUUUCAAAGGCUUGGUGUGCUCUUACAAACCUCUCAAUAAAUAAUACAUACCUGAGACCUGGCAUUACUCCUGCAAUUGAUGAUAUCAACACUAACUGUUCAUUUUCUACGAGAGGAAGAUCCACUGCUAAAGUUACAUCCAACACUGAUGGAUCUUUCUAUGCACACAAUCAUCAAGAGGAUAGUCAAAAGAGAAUAAGAGGAACUGCAACAUCUUUUGACUGUUCCUCCUCCUCUUCCCCAGGUGAUGGUCAAUUAACUUCUGGAAAAGUUCCAUGGGUAAAUAACGAGGUUAGAGAUUCAAUAACCGGUUGUAUAAAUGGUAUGGAGGUACCACCAAUUAUAAACUUAGCACACCCAGCUAGACAGGUGGAAGUUAUCGAGAUUGACGAUGAUGACAUUCUCAAGGGUAUUGACGUAGAGCAAAUUGUUAUGGAGCACUACUAUUCAACGUGUACCCAUCAACCAUCUGUUAAUAUAUUUGCUUCCAGAGGAAAAGAACAGCCCUGUUUGCCUCCUGAGUUAUGUUCCAUCUGUAGUCAUGGAGUAAAGCUAGGGCUCUGUCUUCAAGCUUCCAGCCAUGUUGAACAAAUGAAGGACGCGCUGCUUGCAGUAUCAAAUGAACUACUUGACGAUUCUACCGACCUGAGCCCUGGUCAUUUUGAACAGCUUUGUCAAGAGAGGUUACUGUUGAAAAAGCAAAUACAGCUGCUUGAGAUCCUUAUCCAAGAUAAAGAAAAGAAAAACUCAGAGUGUUUGGCAUCUAGGCCUAGUCAUAAUAUUCAGUAUGAGACACCUCAAACAACAAAUCAUAAGGCGGAUUAUGCUCAGGCAGACUCUCGAGCUCAUAUAAAAGAACAAGGAAGAUAUGUAAGUGAUAACUGGAAUAUGCCACGAGACUAUUUAUGUUCUGAAGAUAGGUCUGGGCUUUCAUCUGGUCCUCGAGAGAGGGAACGUUGUGUUCCUGAGAUUAUAGAUGUCACUUAUACUGAUGGUUCAAAUGACAAAAAGUGAAGCAGUCGUGACUUUCCGUGGACUAAAAAUCUGGAGCUCAAUAACAAAAGAGUGUUUGGAAACCACUCAUUUCGACCCAACCAAAGAGAGAUCAUUAAUGCUACAAUGAGUGGUUGUGAUGUUUUUGUUUUGAUGCCAACUGGAGGAGGGAAAAGCUUGACAUAUCAGCUCCCCGCUCUGAUCUGUGCGGGAAUAACAUUAGUAAUUUCUCCACUUGUUUCACUCAUUCAAGACCAGAUAAUGAACUUAUUACAGGCCAAUAUACAUGCUGCUUCCUUAAGUGCUGGAAUGGAUUGGACUCAACAACUAGAUAUACUUCGGGAGCUGAGCUCGGAGAACUCUAAAUACAGGUUACUGUAUGUCACACCGGAAAAAGUGGCAAAAAGUGAUUCCCUUUUGAGGCACCUUGAAAGCUUAAACUCCCACAGUUUACUUGCUCGAUUUGUUAUUGAUGAAGCCCACUGUGUGAGUCAGUGGGGGCAUGACUUUCGACCAGACUACCAGGGUCUUGGUAUUCUGAAGAAGAAGUUUCCUAAAAUUCCCAUGUUGGCUUUGACAGCUACUGCAACAGCCAGUGUAAAAGAAGAUGUUGUGCAAGCUCUUGGCCUGGUUAACACUGUUGUGUUCCGGCAAAGUUUUAAUCGACCAAAUCUGUGGUACUCUGUGGUUCCCAAGACAAAUAAGUGCUUGGAAGAUAUUGACCAGUUUAUCAAGAAAAACCAUUUUGAUGAGUGUGGCAUCAUUUAUUGUCUUUCUAAAAUGGACUGCGAAAAAGUCACUGAAACGUUGCGGAAGUUUGGCCAUAAAGCAGCCUUCUACCAUGGUAGUAUGGAUCCUGGUAAACGUGCGUUUGUACAGAAAAAAUGGAGCAAAGAUGAAAUCAAUAUAAUAUGUGCUACGGUGGCGUUUGGAAUGGGAAUAAAUAAGCCUGACGUUCGCUUUGUAAUUCAUCACUCUCUCCCAAAGUCCAUUGAAGGCUAUUAUCAGGAAUGUGGUCGUGCUGGUAGGGACGGCCAGAGGUCAUCAUGUGUUUUGUAUUACUGUUAUAGCGAUUAUAUUCGAGUGAAGCAUAUGAUUAGCCAAGGAGGACCUGGCCAAAGCACCAUGACAACGGGAUACAAUCGUAUAGCAAGUUCAGGGAGGACACUCGAAUCGAAUACGGACAAUCUUCUCCGCAUGGUUACUUACUGUGAAAAUGAGGUGGAUUGUCGACGUUUCUUGCAGCUAGUUCAUUUGGGGGAAAAUUUUGAUUCGACGAACUGCAAAAACACAUGUGAUAAUUGCUCCAGCAGCAAAACAUUGAUUGAGAAAGAUGUAACUUUGAUUGGAAGGCAACUGGUUGAACUUGUGAAGCUAACAGGAGAAAGGUUUUCUUCAGCUCAUAUUGUAGAACUCUACAGGGGGUCCUUAAACCAGACGGUCAAGAAACACGGACAUGAAACUUUGCACCUCCAUGGAGCAGGAAAGCAUUUAUCUAAAAGUCAAGCCUCUCGUAUCUUGCACUAUCUUGUGACAAAAGACAUUCUCACAGAGUAUGUUAAAAAGAGUGAUCUGUAUGGAUCUGUAUCGUCUUUGCUGAAGGUGAAUAGAUCAAAAGCUGCCUCAAUCUUAUCUGGAGGCCAGACUAUAGAAAUGAGAUUUCCUUCAGCUGUAAAAGUAGUAAAGCCGAGCAAACACGGACCAACCCCAGCAAGAGUUGCACUGAAGCAAACUACUCUUCCAAUGGCACCUGCUCCCCCACAAGACUCGAUUCUCUCGGAUACCUUGUUCAAAGCCUUGAAAAAGCUGCGUGCUGAUAUUGUCAAGGAAUCCUCAGAUGCAGUAAUGUCAUACCACAUAUUUGGCAAUCCGACGAUUCAACAGAUAAGUAAACGACUUCCUAGAACCAAAGAGGAACUCCUUGAUAUCCAUGGUCUUGGAAAAGCCAAGGUGAGCAAGUACGGGGAUCGUUUGUUGGAAACUAUAGAAUCAACCAUCAACAACCACUACGGAACCAAUAAGAAAGAGGGUACCGGGUCAGGGAAGAGGAGAAGAGACGAGAACACUAAUCCAAUUGUAGUUGACGAUGAUGAUGAUCCUGAUUGGACUCCGAGCCAACAGUCCUACAAAAAGGCUUACGCGGUUCGUGGUCAAACGUGUGAAGAAGCUACAUGUAGAUUUUGAAGAUGAUGGAAGAGUAUUAUUACCUUGGUGCAUAUUGGUAAAUGACUGAAAAAAAUGGCAAUAUUGUUCUGUAUUAGUACUUAUAAAUUUACUUGUGUGUAAUCGAUCUUUGAAUUGGGAAAGGAUCAUCAAGCUGAAUACUAGAAAGACAUCUGAUGGGAGAGGAUCAUCAAACCAUAUAAUCCUUUGUUAAUUACUUCACGCGUCCA
Messenger RNA from Brassica oleracea var. oleracea, 3845 nucleotides. Its product is annotated as ATP-dependent DNA helicase Q-like 4B. Gene Ontology annotation, cellular component: nucleus; cytoplasm; chromosome. The record is from RefSeq and is a predicted model, not a curated record. NCBI's taxonomy places the organism in Eukaryota, Viridiplantae, Streptophyta, Magnoliopsida, Brassicales, Brassicaceae. The transcript has 26 exons. Gene Ontology annotation, biological process: double-strand break repair via homologous recombination; DNA replication. Gene Ontology annotation, molecular function: four-way junction helicase activity; 3'-5' DNA helicase activity; ATP binding.